GGCAGCUGCCGCCGCGUCUCUCUUGUCUCCUUGGCCUCCGCUUUUGCCAUCUUCCUCUCGCUUCUGGAAACAUGGCUUCUGGAGUGGCGGUGUGGGAUGGUGUCAUCAAGGUGUUCAACAACAUGAAGGUGCGCAAGUUGUCGACGCCGGAGGAGGUGAAGAAGCGCAAGAAGGCGGUGCUGUUCUGCCUGAGUGAGGACAAGAAGAACAUCAUCCUGGAGGAGGGCAAGGAGAUCCUGGUGGGCGAUGUGGGCCAGACCGUGGACGACCCCUACGCCACCUUCGUCAGGAUGCUGCCCGACAAGGACUGCCGCUACGCCCUGUAUGACGCCACCUACGAGACCAAGGAGAGCAAGAAGGAGGACCUGGUGUUCAUCUUCUGGGCCCCAGAGUGUGCUCCCCUCAAGAGCAAAAUGAUCUACGCCAGCUCCAAGGACGCCAUCAAGAAGAAGCUGACAGGGAUCAAGCACGAGUUCCAAGCCAACUGCUACGAGGAGGUCAAGGACCGCUGCACCCUGGCCGAGAAGCUGGGGGGCAGUGCAGUCAUCUCUCUGGAGGGCAAGCCCUUGUGAGCCCCCGCAGCCCUGCCCGCAGUAUCUCACAGCCCCAGGUCGGCCCUUGGGGGUUGCAGGCUGCCCCCUUCCUGCCAGACCGGAGGGGCUGCGGGGAACCAGCAGGGGGAGGGCAGUCCCUUUGCCCCAGUUGCCAAACAACCCGCUCUCUUCCUCCUCUCCCCUGCAGCCCUGAUGGCUCUGGCCCCCACAAUCCGCUUCCAAUCUGAUUCCUUUUGGGUUGAAUAGACCAAUCUCCCUCCCCCAGGCGCCCAAGUUUGGGGGGCAGUCCUGUAUUUUUUUUAACGAUACCUGCUCCCCAACUGCUCCUGUCUCUUCCCGUGCUGCCAACUUCUAACCACAGUAGUGACUCCGUGCUUGUUCGUUUAGUUCUGUGUGUAAAUGGAAUGUUGUGGAGACGACCCCUCCCCUGCUGGCUGGUC
Messenger RNA from Ochotona princeps (American pika), 994 nucleotides. Its product is annotated as cofilin-1-like. Gene Ontology annotation, molecular function: actin filament binding. The record is from RefSeq and is a predicted model, not a curated record. Lineage: Eukaryota; Metazoa; Chordata; Mammalia; Lagomorpha; Ochotonidae. Gene Ontology annotation, cellular component: cytoplasm; actin cytoskeleton; actin cortical patch. The coding region runs from base 72 to 572 and encodes 166 amino acids. Gene Ontology annotation, biological process: actin filament fragmentation; cell motility; actin filament severing. The transcript has a single exon.